AUGCCUGAACCAAGGCCUGUACAGAUGUACAGUACCCUUCUCGAGGACAGGCGGAUCAUAGAUGCUGUCAACGACGCCAAGGAACCACCAUCUCUGGUCGUUCACUUGCUGGAGAAAGAGUGGACAAUUCGACCUGGCCACGCUCCUGCAUCCCCGACCGCCCACAAGUUCUCUUACUCGGACAACAUCUCGAGUUUGCUCGAUGAUAUACAAGCCAGAAGAAUCCCAGCAGAGUUCAUAGACCUCUUCAAGUCCCUCAAGGUCAAGAUGUUCGAAGGCUGUUUAAUUGUUGAAAUGCAUGAUGCCCGUCCCUCGCAGGACGGCUCAUCAAAGGUCACUGAACCAAGAAUCGAGUUCUACGUCUUGCGACCAACGGCAGAAACCAUAUGGUCAGAUAUUCGCAACAUAGUUGAUUCGCAAAAGGGAUGGGGAGAUAAAGAAGCACUGGAACUCGAAGCACGGCUGGUGCUAUCGACUUCUACUCCUUUGUGCCUAGACCCAUCACCGUCUGUGAAUCGCACGGCGAAUAUCAUCGUCAGAAGCGGAACAUAUCCAAGUAAAAUGUCAUUCAAGAGGAAGCAAGCCGAAGAGGAUGAAGACGACGAAGAAAUCAUCAAGCACAGAAAGCUCAUGCAAAUGAUGAAUCCUCGAGCCGGGAAAUCCUUCAAUCCCAUAUAUCGCGCGCUGGCUGCGAGAAAAGCAGUAGAAGAAAAGGCUAAAAAGCCGUCUCAACAGACCGCGGUGGAGGCCUUCAAUCCCCAGCAACCAAACGCGGCUGCAAGACCUCAGCAGCCGCCACCUUUGAACCAACAGCCAGGAAUACCAAACGGCAUGCCAUCACAAAUGGCCCAGAUGGCAGCUCAGUCUGCGCAUCAGGCACGAGCAAUCGCAGCCUUGCAACAGAACCCUCGACUCGUAAAUAUCGAUGCGGCAGCGGCGGCGGCGCAGAUCACUCAAUCUCAGCGUUUUGCGCAGGUCCGCGCCAUGCAAUUCUCUCUUGCUCAGGCGCAAGCACAGGUUCAGGCACAGGCUCAGGCUCAAGCUCAAGCUCAGGCGCAAGCCCAAGCCCAAGCGCAGACCGCUGCUGCUGCUGCCGGUACUGCAACGAACCCACCACAAGUAGGUGGUACCCAGAUGGACGGAGUUCAACAGAGCGUUGCUGCUACAAAUGAGCAUAAGAUGGACGUAGAUGCAAUGGCACAACAGUUGACUGCGAUGCAAAAUGGUGGUGCAUUCCCACUAACAAUGCCGCCCAAGCGAACAAACCAACAAAACCCUUCGGCGUCGCCUCCAAAAAUGGGAUCUUCCAUGCCAGGCGCACCUCAGAAUGCGCCACAAAUCCCCAUAGGCAAUCCGAAUAUCCCAAGCGUUCACCAAACCCCUCGCCAACAACCCGCCACACCACAGAAUCCACACCAAACUCCGAUGAUGGCUCCUGGACAAAUACCUGUUCAGCAGCCGUCAGCACCUAUGCAAAACAUCACGUCCUAUCAUCAAGGGCUUGCAAACGGUCUCCAGAAUCAGAUGCACGGCGUCGUCCAGGCUCAGCAGGGUAUACAAUCCGCCUAUCCCAUGAUGAAUAAUCCAUAUCAGAACAACCCAAUGGCCGCCGCUCAGGCUGCUCAGAUGGCGAAUAAUAUGGGAAAUUUGACCGCUAUGCAGCGCCAGCAACUAUUGGCCUAUCAAAUGGCACAGAGACAGCAACUGCAGAUGCAGGCCGCACAGGCCGCACAAGCUGGUAUGCAAAUGCAUCCCCAGCAGCAGCAGCAACAUCCAGGUAUAAUGCAACAGUUCGGGAACAUGGCAACUAUGCAACAAGGCAUGCAACCGAACCAGCAUGCUCAACAGCUUGCACUUCUCCAACAGCAACAGAGACAAAUGCAGCUCGCCCGAAUCAAUCAAACCAUCAUCGCGCAAGCUGAAGCCCGGGUGAGCGCGAUGUCACCACAACAGAUUCAGGACCUCCUUGCCACCGCGACCGAACAACACAGGAAUCAGCCAGCAUGGCAAACAAUGGAUGACAGGGCCAAAGCCAGAGUCCUUGCGAGUUUCCAGAUCAGACUCGAAUUCCAGAGGGCGCGUCAGCAGCAACUGACGAAUCAAGCAGCGUCGAAUGCAAUGUGA
Molecule: messenger RNA, 2124 nt
Organism: Serendipita indica DSM 11827
Lineage: Eukaryota; Fungi; Basidiomycota; Agaricomycetes; Sebacinales; Serendipitaceae
Source: the annotation of a GenBank genome assembly